This is a messenger RNA of Capsella rubella, 1401 nucleotides long. RefSeq lists its product as uncharacterized. The transcript has a single exon. Bases 1 to 1401 code for a protein of 466 amino acids. Gene Ontology annotation, molecular function: calmodulin binding. NCBI's taxonomy places the organism in Eukaryota, Viridiplantae, Streptophyta, Magnoliopsida, Brassicales, Brassicaceae. The record is from RefSeq and is a predicted model, not a curated record.
AUGGCUGAGGAGACCGUACGUUUGCCUAAUUCACCGGAUGUAAACAGAUCAUGGAGAAGGAUUUCUACUGGAAAACUCAGUUUUCUAUACAGCCAAGACAAGAUUCUUCCUAACUAUCUCAGAUCACCGACUAGUUCUUGUCAUGAUGUCUGCAAAUAUGGAAGCAAACAUGAAUCUGAGGACAACAAGCCAAGAGUUUCACCUCUCAAAAGGAUUACCAGAAGAUUUUCUGGAACCAUAAACUUUGAUUCACCAUUGAGGAAGAAGGCAUUUACCAAAUCGGUGUUGAGUUCUUCUUUUGGUUCUGUAAAAUGUGAUUCUGUUGGUGGCUCUGAUCAUGCUAAGACCGAAGUUAGAAGCUUUUCUAGCAACGGUUGUGACGAUGUUAAGAAGAAGAAUGAGGUACAUAAAACAAAUGAAAAGGUGGCGUCGACUAAGAGAAAGAAGAAGAAGACGUUCUAUGAAUCUCCCGGAAGAGCUUUAUCAAGAUCUAAAGAGAAGGUUGAACAAAACAGGCGUGUCACUGCUUUGAAGCUUAAAUCUGUUGCAGAAACAGCAGCGAUAGCUCUUCGGAGAAGUACUGUGAAUAGAAAGAAGAUGAAUGGUGAAUCUAAUUCUGCUGAAACAAAGAAGGCAGUUGUGCCUUUUAGAGUCUCAAUAUCCUCAAAACGCUGUUCUCGAUGCUUGAGGACAAAGAAGGAGAGUAGUAGCUUGAGAGUUCCUCUAAUGAAAACCAAGAAACGUGUGGAUGAGCAGUGUAAAGACUUGGUUGAAGAGAGAACACUCUUUGUUAUUAAGAUGGAAACAGGGGAUGAUCAGAACCAAAUGUGUGUCGUGGAUUCAGCAACUGAUGAUCUAAAUAGCGAAAAGAGCCAAGAAGAAGCUGAGUGUAUUGAGAGUGAAACUGAUGAUGAAUCUUCUCAAGAAGAGGAAGAAUAUGAAGGUGAGAAUAUGAUGUCUUUCUCUGAAGAUAACAACACACAAGGGCAAGGAAAAAGCAGAGCCCUCUCAGCAGAAUCCGCUAAAUUGGUGAAACUGAGAAUCAAAAGAGAAAAGAUUAUAGAUUUUGGAUCACAAGGCAAUAGUCCAAGAAAGCUCAAGUUCAAAAGAGGAAAAGCCGUCACUGGAGCUGACACAAACUCUAAAUCUGGUGGUAGGAGACGCUUAAAGACCAAAGAAACCAAUUUGAACAACGACGAGGAACAACACAAACCUAGAGUUGUUCUGAAACACCAAGACUCACAGAAGAAGAGAGAUUCAAGAGUGCUAUUGUUUAACAAUGUGAUUGAGGAAACAGCUAAUAAGCUUGUGCAGACUCGCAAGAGCAAAGUAAAGGCUUUAGUGGGUGCCUUUGAGUCUGUCAUAUCUCUCCAAGAAAGGACGUCUUCUGCAACAACAUAA